Messenger RNA from Spirodela intermedia, 819 nucleotides. NCBI's taxonomy places the organism in Eukaryota, Viridiplantae, Streptophyta, Magnoliopsida, Alismatales, Araceae. The record is from the annotation of a GenBank genome assembly.
AUGGCUCGUGGAAGGAAGACAGUAGCAGGUGUGCCGGCGCUCGUCUUUCUGCUGCCGCUGCUGCCUCUGUCGUUGUCAUUCCUCGUCACAUGUACCUCCAUGAUGAAAGACGCCACCGAGGAUCCACAGCCCAAGAUUUUAGAUGGCGUGGAGGAAGGCAAGGAGAGGGUUAUGUUGCGGGCUGAUUGGACUCGGGACAUGAUCUCUAGGUGAGUAGAUUAUCAGCACAAUUUCUUCUCGCCGGGCCUUGUUCAGUGCCCGUGAUUGGUUUCUGAAACUUAGCUUGCAUCGCUGACUGCAACGACCGAGUUACGGGAAAUUUGUUGUGCUUCUUGCCGUGGGAGUAGGAUCCUCGGUUGGUGGCGCGGUUACCCAGGGGAAGCUGCUGAUCUGGGGACAGAAAAUGCGGAGAAGAUCGUCUAUGAGGCCAACGAUCACUGCGUCGACAGGGAAUCAGGUGUUCACCACCACGGCAGUUGUUCCUGUCGUACCUUAGUUCUCUUGGUUCUGAAAGUAGCACCUACACAUGGUUUGACACCUCUCGUUGCAGCGGCGACCCAGUUUGCUUCCGAGCAGAUGGGGCACGCCGAGGACGCGGCCCGGUAUGUCUCGGCGAAGGUGUCCGAGAGGGCGGACCGGAGCAGGGAGGCGUUGGAGGCGGCGUACCGGGAGGCCAUGGAAAAGGAGGUUGAGGCCUACAAGACCGCUACGGAGACGCUGACGGAGGCGGCGAAGGUAAUCUACGAGGAGGCCAAAGAGAGGAUGUCGCGGGCGACUGGUGAUCUUGGUGCCGAGAUGCUCAAGGAGGCGGAGUUAUGA